AGGAUCAUUUCUCGUGCAGCAUUGCAAGUGUGCAAGUCGGUUUAUUAAAAUAUUCUGAAAACCCUUAACUCUGUGACUUUGAACUUAAUUUUUUGAAGAACUUGUGGUUGCGCUUUUUAAUUAAGAACUGCAGCGUAUUAAUUGAACAAUCAAUUUCAAGACCAAUUCAAUUGUGAAAAUCUUUAGUGGCAAACAGUAAUCGCUGAGAUGUCGGAAAACAAUAUUAAAACAGUGGAACCAGAGAAAAGCAAAGGGCUAGAAAAUGACAAGGAUGCGGAUGGAAAUUCAGAUAGUACGGCGGAGGCGGCAGCCACGCCCACCGAAGAGGGUCCUGCCACCUUCGACAAGGCGAUCGAGGGUGCUGGCUUCGGAAUCUUCAAUCUGAUGCUGCUGAUCGUCUCCAUUCCCGCCCAGAGUGCCGCCAUCUUCGAGUCCAGCUCCAUGUCCUACAUCCUGCCAGUGGCCGAGUGCGAUCUUCGCCUGACUCUGGAGGACAAAGGUGUGCUGAAUGCGGUGGCGUACGCGGGCAUGACCAUCUCGGCCAUAGCCUGGGGCUAUCUGGCAGAUACGAAGGGUCGCAAGAAGAUCCUCUACUGGGGCUAUCUUAUUGAUGCUGUGUGCGUUUUUGGCAGUGCCUUGAGUCAGAACUUCAGUAUGCUGGUGAUGUUCAAGUUCCUGGGUGGAAUGGUGGUUAAUGGCCCGGCAGCUGUGCUCUUUACUUAUCUGACUGAAAUGCACGGACCCAAGCACCGCUCUUCCGUUCUGAUGAUCGUGGGCAUGGUCACCUCCACGGCGACGGUUACUCUACCUCUUCUGGCCUGGGGAAUCUUUCCCAGAGGUUGGGACUUUGAGUUCUGGGGCUUGCAAAUCCACAGCUGGCAAAUUUACCUGUUCGUUCUGGGCAUUCCAAGUUUGAUCAGUGGCUUGAUUUUCUGCAGCAUGCCGGAGAGUCCGCGGUUUUUAAUGGCCCAAGGACGCAACGAGGAGGCGCUCCAAGCCUUUAGGCAGAUCUACCAUGUCAACACUCGCAAGCCCAAGGAUACCUAUCCCAUCAAAGCUCUUAUUCAGGAAGUUCCCAAUCGCAAGGCCGCCCAGAACGAGGUUAUCUACACCAUCGAGGAGAAGUCCGGAGAGGUGCCCACCAAGCGGCAGUCCCGUACCCUGGCGGAGAGCCUGCGAUCCGGGCUGCAGCAGAUGAAGCCGCUGGCCAGGAAGCCCCUAAUGGGACUGGCCAUCUGCUGCUACGUGAUGCAGUUCGGCAUCUUCCUGGGCAUGAACACCAUCCGUCUGUGGCUGCCGCAGCUCUUCGCCUCCAUGGCGGAGUACGAGGCCCUGCACGCCGGCGACGGAUUGGAUGCCAGCAUGUGUACCAUCCUCGAAUUCAGUGUCAAUCAGACGGCUAAGACCGCCCUCAAUUACGCCGACGCCUGUUCAGAGCCCAAGGUGAUAUCGAUGGACAUGUACCUGAAUAACAUCAUUGUCUCGGCCACGGGCUUUGUGGGCUACUUCUUUGCCGGUGGAAUCAUUCGGGCCCUGGGUCCAAAGCGCAUGAUGACUUACGGACUUUUUCUGUCGGGAACCUUUGGCCUCAUACUCUACUUCUCCGUAAGCAGUCUAAUGACACUCAUUGUGGCUGCCAUCUUCCUUACGAUUACGGGAAUUGCUGUCUCCUCACUUUUGGGAGCUGUAGUAGCCCUAUUUCCCACACAAUUAAGAACCGUUGUGGUUGCCAUUGCCAUGAUGUGUGGACGCUUUGGUGCCCUAUCCGGAAACUUACUCUUCCCCGUGUUCGUUCAAAUCGGUUGUUUGCCUCCAUUCAUAAUGGUCUCCUCAGUGCUGAUAUUAUCGGGCAUCCUGUCUAUAUUUUUGCCUGAUCCAGCAAAGGCAAUGUUUACUUAAAAUAAAAUUAAAUAAGAUAUACACGUAAUACAGUAAAAAUAGACCUAGGAAUGCCCAUUUACUUAGAA
Drosophila teissieri is the source of this 1967-nucleotide messenger RNA. RefSeq names its product synaptic vesicle glycoprotein 2B. The record is from RefSeq and is a predicted model, not a curated record. The coding region runs from base 208 to 1899 and encodes 563 amino acids. Gene Ontology annotation, biological process: transmembrane transport. Gene Ontology annotation, molecular function: transmembrane transporter activity. The transcript is spliced from 9 exons. Lineage: Eukaryota; Metazoa; Arthropoda; Insecta; Diptera; Drosophilidae.